UCAUCAUUUAUACUUCGGCCAGCGUCUAGUGAACAAGUGUAUUUUUCCGCUCUCAGCACCGCAAAAGCAAUAAAAAUCUCCACAAUGAAAUACCUAGCAGUGGGAGUCAUUCUGGCCGCUUUAAGCUUCCAAGCGAUUGACGCCCUGAAGUGCAUGCAAGGUAUCGACGCCAAAAAGAACAACGGCAAUGAGGCUCAGAAGAGCGACAAACCGCUGGAAAUCACCGAAUGCGGUGCGGCAACCGCUGUGGCCUCGACUGCCCUGCUGGCUCUGGUCAAACCGAACAGCCUCACCAUCCCAUCCGGGGGCUACAAGUGCUACCACCUGAAAUACCAGGAGAAGAACUCGGAAAGCUCGACCAUCAUCAAGGGCUGCAUCUACAGCUCGCUGAACGUCUGCGAUGGAAAGUUCUCUUCGAGCAACAUCAACGAGGUGUUCUGCAGCCAGUGCGACGAGGACGGAUGCAACUCCGGUGGUCGCUUCGGUUUCGACCUAAAAUUACUGGGCUUAACCCUAGCCGCCUUGGUUGCAUACCUGCUGCAGUAGAGUGAUGAUGCUGCACAAGAAAAAAGUGAUUCAUCUUAAAUCUUCUAGUAUUUAGUGCUCUCGACUCGCUUUAGUGUGCGUGUUUCCUACGUUUCCGACGAUCGCUAUUUAAAUCGUAAUCAUUUAACUUUACAUUCAAGUCCAUACCAAAACACAAAACAUAAAACAAAGAAUAUACAAAUAUUUUAAAACAUACCAUCGAGUAAACCCAAGUGCUUAAACAGGAACUGCAAUCGCGCUACCAGCCAGGAGAAAAAAACGGAGGCCAAAAGUUUUCAUUUUUAUGGAAAAUCAAUACGGCUUCGUCGUGCUGAUUUCUUCACAAAUGAAAAACAAGCAACGACAGACAACGACGACGGAAGUGAAUCUCAUUUCUCCUUAACACUGUCUCAGGAUCUGAUGCUACUACAUAUACCGUAUAUUGCUAGCCCGUGCGUGGCUGCUUUAAUGUAUAUUUUUAACGCACCAAGGUUACGAUACGGAACAAAAUAAUAUUAUUUUUUUACUGGUCGUUUGAAUUUAGCGUAUAAUCAAAGUAAUCGUCCAACUGAAAAGUAGUGACUUGUGUAGUGACAUACAAAGAGAAAGGAAAAAGAAAACAUAAAAAAUCAACAUUGAUAAAUUGUGCUGCUUUGUUAUUUGAGGCUUUUUCACAAAUUGUAAUGAUGAUGAUGAUGAUGUUAUUGGUCGAAAAAUAAACGAUUGCGUCGUCUAGGACGAAAGAAAA
Sabethes cyaneus is the source of this 1273-nucleotide messenger RNA. RefSeq lists its product as uncharacterized. Lineage: Eukaryota; Metazoa; Arthropoda; Insecta; Diptera; Culicidae. The transcript is spliced from 2 exons. Bases 85 to 546 code for a protein of 153 amino acids. The record is from RefSeq and is a predicted model, not a curated record.